This is a messenger RNA of Varanus komodoensis (Komodo dragon), 7982 nucleotides long. RefSeq names its product motile sperm domain containing 2 (gene MOSPD2). Bases 1174 to 2628 code for a protein of 484 amino acids. The record is from RefSeq and is a predicted model, not a curated record. The transcript is spliced from 15 exons. NCBI's taxonomy places the organism in Eukaryota, Metazoa, Chordata, Lepidosauria, Squamata, Varanidae.
GCGAUUUUGCCAAAAUAUGUGUUUCCUCUUGAUCGAAUUGAGCUUGAUCGUGCCAAUUCGGGAAAGAAAUGGGUUAUGGCGUUUCAAGGGUGUAUUAAGGGCGAUUCUGCGAGGAGGGAAAGUCGCACGGAGAUGAUAAAGUCCGAGGAUGGGGUAACCUGUGGCCUUCCAGAUGGUGUAAUGCUCCAUCUGUCAGCAGCCACUGCUAACAUGGCUAGUGGGAGGAACUGAUGGGAGUUUAAGGCUAUCCAUAUCUGGUAGGACACUUUCCGUAUUCUUGACCCAGGAAUUGAAGUAGGAUCUGCAGCUCCCAUAGUAGUAAAAACUAACUUGUUGCAUUACCAACUUUAUAAAGUAUGGUGCGCCAUAGAUAUCCUGCUUGGGGAGUUUCAAAGGUAACAGAGGUUCCUGAAUCUUAAACAGUGACUCUUAAUCUGAUUUGAAAUUGCACAGGUCAUUCCUUGCUAAUUAAAAUUCUGUGUCACUUCCUUCGCUACCCCAGAUUUGGUUACCUAGUAAUCCACCUAAGGAGUGUUGUCUCGAAAUCUGAUUUAGAAGAUGAUUAUUUCUUCAGAUACAUCUGAACUCUAGUGUUAUACUAAAACCAUAAUUGUGCUCCAGAAGUUGUAAUUUUACUCAUUUUGAUCUUUGAUCCGCUGCUAUUCACCAGAAAGUUAACAACAUUUUUACACUCUUAAGACUGAAAUUUAAAGUAAUAGAUGGAAAAAAGUGGCUUUCUCAGGGUAGUUGUCAUUGAUAAGAGAAUAUUUUCCAUUACACCAUAAUGAUGCUUAGACUUAUAUCUGCUGAGUGGUAGAAGAAGUGAGCAAAAGUCAGAUUGGAAUCUGUUUGUAGAUCACUGGAUGAUCUGUAGCACAUAAGCAAUUGAGAGUCAAAAACACAGGCUUAGUAGUAGUUACAAGUUUUCCUUUUCCCUAGACUAACUCUCAAAUGAAGAAAGUUUGGAGAAACCAGGAGUGGUUGUUUCAUGUGAAAGAACUCUGAAUUCUGUUCAGUGUUGGUAUUGAAACCAGAUUCCUGGGCAAAGAAAGUGCCCGGAUAUAGUUUGCCUUGUCAUUUUAAGAAAACAGGAUAUCAUUAAUAACUGAAACAAGAAGACGUUUUGAGACAGAAUAUAUACCAGCAAAAACAGAUAAAUAUGAUUCCAGAGAUAUGGAAAGACUACAUCAAGAUGAUAUCUGGAUUGAUAAUUUUCUAAUAUGGCGACAAGAUGUUGCGGAUGAUACACUGAAGAUGAUUGAUGAGAGCUUUCAGUGGCGAAAGGAGUAUGCAGUUCAUGAUUUGACUGAAUCUUCCCUUCCAAAGUGGUUAUUUGAGAUUGGUGCCCUUUACCUACAUGGUUAUGAUAAGGAAGGGUAUAAAAUGUUUUGGUUUAGGGUGAAACUUCAUACAAAAGAUCCUAAAACUCAGUUUGAAAAAAAGAAACUAGUGGCCUUUUGGUUAGAGCGCUAUGCAAAAAGGGAACAUGGAAAGCCCUUGACAGUGGUCUUCGACAUGGCUGAAACUGGAAUAAGUAACAUAGACUUGGACUUUGUCCGAUACAUCAUCAACUGUUUUAAAAUCUACUAUCCUAAUUAUCUCUCAAAAAUUGUGAUCUUUGAACUGCCCUGGGUAAUGAAUGCUGCUUUUAAACUUGUGAAAACUUGGCUGGGUCCAGAUGCAGUAGGUUUUUUGAAGUUGACCAGUAAGAAUGACGUGCAGGAGUAUAUCAGUACUGAAUAUUUACCACCUCAUAUGGGUGGGACUGAUACCUUUAAAUACAGUUACCCUCCAUUGGUUGAUGAUGAUUUUCAAACUCCAUUAUGUGAAAAUGGACCCACUACUAAUGAGGAUGAAACUGAGAGCAAAGAAGGAGGAAUAGACAUGGAUAACAAGGAGAGUCAAGAAUCUAACGAAGAGCAAGCACCUAAUUCCAAAAAGGCAAGUUUUGCAGAACAAACUACAAAAUCGGAAGAGUGUGAAAAAGUAGAUUUCAAAACAAAAAAUACAAAGAAAGCGCUUACCACUUUUAAAGGAACUUUGUUGCAUAUCAGUCCAGCAGAAGAAUUACAUUUUGGUUCCAAAGAAACUGGAGAGAAGAAAUGCUUGAUAGUUCUAACCAAUGUGACUAAAAAUACAGUUGCAUUUAAGGUGAGAACAACUGCUCCUGACAAGUACAGAGUGAAGCCAAGUAACAGCAGUUGUGAACCAGGCACAUCAUUAGAUAUAAUUGUAUCUCUUCAUGGUGGUUGUACAGCUUCCCUGCAAGACCGUUUUCUGAUUAUGGCAGCAGAAAUGGAUCAGAACUUUGGUGUAGGAACACAAGAAUUGGCUCAGUUUUGGAAGGAAGUCCCUAGAAACAAAGUGAUGGAACAUAGAUUAAGAUGUCAUGUUGUAGAAAGCAGCAAGCCUUCCACUUUAACAUUAAAUGAAAAUGCUUUUAAUAUUCCUGCAAAAACCAAUGAAGAUUUACACCUACAGCUAACACAGUUACUGCAAGUUAAUAAAAGACUUCGAGAACAGAUUGACCGCUGUGUUUGGUUCCAGCAAUUGACUCUUCUGUUAGUGUUGCUAUUAGUUGUUAGUACUACUAUUUGUUUCUACCACUUGUAUGCUACAGGCAACUAAACAGCAGUAUUUUCUACAAUAUGCUAUAUAAAAUCAAGUUGUGAAAGGACAAAGGACCAGUACUAUACUAUUUAACUGCUUAAUUGUCCCAACAAUAGAUAUGUUUGGGGGCUCCCCAGAAACUAAAAAUCACAAAAGGGUGAACUAUGCCUUUAAUCAACAUGUAGAAUGACUUUGUUAAUAUUUAUUAUAGUGUAAGGAGAGAGCAGGGCAAUGAAAGAGUUAUUUUGACUGGACAACCUACUAAAGGUUAAAAAGCAAAAGAUGUUUAUGAACGCCUAUUCUCCCUUUCAUUUCUGUCAUGCAGAAUUCUCCAAGAUUUAUCAAAAUAAUUAAUUUUGUACAUAAAAUUUAACAUUUCUUUUGAAAUGAAACAGACUAGGUAAUACACUUUUCUAUAUUGUUUGUACAUAAAGUAUUAGUGGGCAUAGUAGAUGAUAUGCAUGAUCAUGCAGUUAGAAUUUGAGGAACUAGAUCCUAAUGGUGGUGGCCUUUAUUCUUAUUUGCAUUUUCCAGAUUUAUUAAAGCUAUUUUAUGCCAAAUAGUUUGCAUCCAAUAUUUACCUUGUAGCCAUAUUGUCCAGAAUUGCCUACCAUGGUUCUUAAGAGACCUUGGUUUACAGGACACUCAGAGUUCAUUUCCUAUAGGAAAGCACCACGUACCAUGAUCUUGAUUUUUUUAAAAAGUUGUAUAGAAACACAACUUUCCAUUCUGCAAUGGGGCUUGGUUUAAAGAAGCUGAAAUAGCUAGCUGGAGUUGUGACAUUAUUUCAUUAGGUGUUGCCACUGAAUUUUUGCUGGUGUGGUGUUAUAUGAGGCAUUUUCCUCUAAUUCUAGGACAUUCAUAGUCAGGUUUGGAAUAAUUUGAUGUGUGUGCAUCUUUAACUGAUAUAAGUGCUGAAAUAAUAAACAAUGUAGAAGAAACAGUUUAGGCAGGAUGGUGCAAACAUGCUAGAGAAAUUGUGGAAAGGAUUAGUGAUUACUUCUACUGGGAAAUAUUUUACUGAUGGUCCAAAAGAUGAAUACAAACUUAUCUUGGUUAAGCAUUCUUUUGUACUUAACUGUACGCAAUAUUAUAUAGAUAUUAAAAUAGCUUGGUCCAAUCUCUGUCAACAGUGAACCUUUUUUAAUCUGUUGAGAUACUAUAUGGUACAAUAGGACAUGUUUGGAGGUGCAGCCUUAAAAUCAGUUCUGACUGCUUCUUUCCACUUAAGAAUAAUUAGUGCUAUAAGCCAUAGUUCUCUCAAAGCCAGCAAUUAUGCAUCCACAUCUGUGCUGCAGAGCAUACUAUACUAUAUUCGGGAACGUUUCAUUUGCUUCACUCUGUAUAUGAGAGUGAUCACAUUUGCCAUAUAGUCCCAUUUUCUAGUGAGAAAGGUUCUGAAUGUCCAUAAUUCAGCACAUGCAAUAAAGUUUUGAAUCUUCAGUCUUGUUUGAUUUAAAUAAGGGUAAGCAUUUAUAACUGAACACUACUUUCAUUCCAAACUUUUCAUUUUACUACAGAUAUUCCACUUUAAUUGAAAAGUUUGCUUAUUUAGGUUUAAAAAGUGAAUGUUGUGAAAUUAGGCCAUAUUCCACACAAUAUAAAACACUGGUUCCAAUAGGCUUCUUUACAUAAUUCUGUUGCGAUGCAGCCUCAAGCUAAAUGAUGCAUGACAGCAACAGAUGAAAUUGAAAGACCCAGUUUUAAGCAUAUGGGUCUACUGCCCACCCUAUGGCACUGUGUUCAUCUGUCUCCCAAGUCCUGGGCUCCAGGGAGAUGUAUGGCAAGGGAGUCUUUCCAGCUUUUUGACUUUGUCUCUUUCACUGGAAACACUAACCAAGAUUUUUGAUAAUUGUGAAUGGUUUCCAUAAAAUUGAAUAUAAAUUCCAGUUAAUAAUGCAAGGCAAUUGAAAAAAAAUCUUUACAAGAUUAACUUCUCUGCUCAUGAAUUCAUUCUGUAUUGACUUGUAACGUCUUACUGUUGAUCACAAGAUUCUUAAUUGUUCUGGGUUUCAUGUAGAUUAUUUUCCUAGGCAAACCAAAACUUUUUCAAUAAUUGGUUUUCAUCUGUCUUGCUUUCAGUAAACUUCUAACGAAAAUGUUCUAGUUUCUAACAAGUCAUCAGUAGUACAAAAUGCUUACCACUAAGGUGGACUGGAUUUAAUUGCACUUUAUUGAACAUUUUCAAAAUACAUUCAUAAAAUCUAUGCCAAUAAAUAUUAAUGUUCCGGUGCUUAAAUAGUUUCAGUAUUUUAUUACUGUAUGCAUAUUUUCUAUGUAAAUUUAUCAGAUAAUGUUUUCUAUUUUAAUAUGUUAUAGAUGAAUAACUGAAUUUGUGAAAUAAAUGAGAAAAAGUUGUUGUGUUCAUUGCAGUUGUUUUUAAAGUCACAACUUGGACAUGCAUUUUGCAAGGUUGAUAUAGUUGUUUUGAUUUUUUAAAAAUACAGAUUAUCUUUAAAAUGGACUAUUAAACUGUCUUUGCAAUUACCUAGAUGCUGUUAGAUAUCAAAGCAUGGUCUUCACACUAACUUUUACUGUAGCUUCAGGGCAGUUCAACCAUGAGUUAAGUCUCACUUGAACCAGUUUGUACAACUGGGGAAGGAAAAUAAUCCACCAUAGCUUAUUUUUCUAUCUUGCACAUGCUAGUUACACACUAUGAAAUGGCUAUGAUUGCUUUUACCGUGAGCCAUUUGUCAUUUUGUCUGAACCUAGUGAGGGGCUGGUACCUCUCUAGAAAUCAUGGUCAGUCCUGUACUUGUAACAUUGACUUCUGAUGGCAUGGCAAACAGUACCUGGUGGGAAAAAUUAUGGUAGUUUAGUGGCAUGAAACCACUGAAUGGCAGAGAGGUUGAAUACACUACAGUGGGCUGUUUUCCUUCCCCAGUCCCAAAGUGAACUGGCUCACUGACUUCAAAUAGGCUUUAGCCUCAGGACAUAUAUCUUGCUGGGUUGGGUGCAUGUUGCUUUGCUCUAUUUCCCAAUGAAUACAUGGGAAGGGAAUGAAUAUGCUCUUUUGUCAAUGGCCGACCAGCUUUUGAAAAAGGACUGAAUGGAUCCAGUCAGCUGACUCUUAAUUAAACAGUUAGUGGCAGUGAUAUGGUAUUACUGUAUCUUUGCUGUUGCUAUAUUGUUCCUAAAAAUGAACCACUGCCCAUAUGGUAAUUCAGAGCAACUAGAGAGCCAGUAUAGUGUAGCUGUAAGAGUGUGGGACUGGGACUCCAGAGAACUGGCUUCUAGUCCCAUGGAACUAACUGGGUAACUUUAGGCUGGCAGUCUGUGACCUUCACCUGAAUGAGGACAUUAUUGAACUGGGAGAAGUACAGCAAAAAUGAUCAGGUGGCUGGAGCAACUUCUUGAGGAACAGCCACAACAACUGGGAAUACUAAAGUGAGAAAAAAAGGCAAGGGGAGGCAUGAAAGAGAAAUUAAAAUAAUGCAUGAUGUGGAAAUUUUUCUCCCUCUGCCAUGUCACUUGAAUCCAGGCUUAGUCCAUGAAGCUGCUUGGUGGAAUGCUUAGGACAAACAAAAGGAAAUACCUUUUCCACACAGAACUAUGGAAUUUGCUACCACAGUAAGUGGUGAUGGUUAAAAAGGGAUUAGACAGAUGAGGGAGGAGACUUGUCAGUAGUUACUAGCCUUGCUGGCUAUGUGCUACCACCUCCACAGAGGUAGCAUACCUGCAUACACCAGUUGCUGGGGGAGCCUUGUACCCAACCUGCUUGAGUGAUCCUGUGGGUAUCUGGUUUGCCACAAUGUGAAUGAGGAGCUGGACUAGAUGGAUCCAGCAUGGCUCUUCUUGUGUUCUUGCACCUCAGGUUGUGAGGGUAAAUUUUGAGAGGAGAAUUAUGUAAGCCUUCGAGUUCCUUAAAAGGAAAAAAGGAUAUCAAUUUAAUUCUGCAACAUGUAGAAUGUAGCUAUGUGCCAGCUAUAUUACAGUAAGCAUAUUUGCGGUCUCAAUCAAGUAAGGGUGUCUGGCCUUUGUGGGCUUGGGUCCUGGGUAUGAGUUUUUAAUGCAUACAGCACCUUUCUUUCCUGGGGGGUGGGCAGUCAUACUGCACAAGUCAAUUCAUGUGAAACUAAUCUGGGGAAACGUAUUGUGCCAUCACCUCCUGUCCAUGGAGGCACCCUACCCCUUCCAAAAUGCUUACACACUGAGAAGGUCCUGCUGAAUGCAGUGAGCUGUGGGACCAGAGGGAGAUUCAAUUUCAGAGUUUCUCUGCAAGGAACACUAAUUCUAAAUAUUUUCUUCAAGUGUCUCCCAAUUCUCAGCACGUAUGUGUGUUGCAUAUAAAUAAGUAAUCUGCAUUUAGAAAUGACUGGGAUCAGGCUGUUUUCUUUGCAGGAAGCUGGAUUUAUUUAAUCUCACUUAGAGGAUAAUUCCUUUAUCUGCUAGUAUUAGCAAAUUCCUUAUCUUUCAAAGAUCAUCUGAUGUAAAGAUAAUUCACUGUUUCUUGAUUACCAGCAGCCAAUUACUGAUUUCAAAGUAUAUUAAAAUCUUCGUACGUACAGUAGGAUCCCUGGAUAGGUUGUAUAGGUUCCAAAUUCCCCAAAGUAUUCUGAAACUGCAAAUUGUAGCAAACAGUAUAUAAUGUAGAUGCUAUAAAUACCUAUGGUGAAGUUUAAUUUGUAUAUUAGUCACAAUAAGGCAUUAACAACAAUUACAAAAUAGAACAAUUAUAUUGUGACUAUGGUCUCUCUCAAAUAUUUAUUUUACUGUCCUCACUCCAGACCAAGAUGGCUACUAAGUGACUUAACACCUGAGUAGCAUAUACAGUGUAGAUAUGCUAGACAAAGGGAUGAUUAACUUCCUGGGCAGGACUGCACAAGAUUUUAUAUUACUCAGAAUGGCGCAUAAUUCAAAUUAUGAAUGUUUACUGUAUUUCUGGAAUUUUCCAUUUAACCUUUUCAGAUCAUAGCCAACUGUGGUUAAGUGAAACCAUAGUAACUGAAACUGCAGAUAGAGGGUUUUUACUGGGUAUACAAAUGUAAAAAUAAUGUAAUUUACUCUUCAUGCCUUCCAUGGGAGUAUCAUGAAGUUUUACAAUGCUCUCAACUAGUAUUCAGCUUCUAAAACUAUUUUUGAAAACAGUAUUUUCUGAUACUUGUGGAUAUUUUGAAAUAUUUAAAACUUUUAAUUUAAAACUUUUUGGGGCCAAGGUUACAAUUGUCCUCUACCACAAGGCAUUUAAUUAGCCACUGUUAGGACUGUUUAAGUAGGUCUUGGGAUUUAAUUUGUAUAAAAUACUGUAGUUUUACAUUUGUUUUAAAUCUGGUUAUAAAAUUUCUAUGGUAAUCUAUGCUGUUUAUAUUACUGUACAUAUUUUAAAUUGAAUGUGUUGUAUACUGACCAUAAAUAAAUAGACUGCAAAUGUA